AGCGAGGCUGAAAAUGAGGCUGAGGUUUGGAAGCAAAAGUUCAAGGAAUUGGAAUCAUUGACGUCACUGCUGCGAAAGAGUUUGGUUUUGAAAAGUGCAGAACAGCCAUUUGAUGGGAAGAAAUCUGAUGGGAAUUGUCAUAUUGUAGCUUUUGGAAACAAAGCAAGUGAAGCAAUUGAAUCAAAAGAUGGAUCACACGUUGAAAACACCUUGAAUGACAUGAGAGCCAUAGCCAAAGCAGUAGGUUUCAUGGGUUCUGGAUCUACUCUGAUUUCCCCUGGUAAAGGUGCUGGAAAUCUUCAAUCAGCAGGGACACCUUUUAGUGACACACCUUGUAAGCAUUUCACUUCUGAUGAGGGAGAUUAUAGCAGAUUGCAGAAUAGUAAACAAGUUAAAAGACAUCUGGGAUUUCAAGAGGAAAGAAGCCCAAGUAAACAGAUGGCUCCAUCUACUCCGAAUGGUGCUAAACCUGCAUCAGUCAGCAUAAUUGAUAUUCAUGAUAGUGAUGAUGAACCUGAUUUGGCCCCGUUUACAAGUAAGCAGGAAUACAGUAAGGGUAACAUUUCAAACAAUAAUGAACUAGACGGAACUGUAGGUAGUGGGAAGCAAAACAGGACCAUUGGUGGUCAGAAGCUAGAGGAACAAGUGGGUAGUUGUGAAGAUAAUGUUCCAUUUAUUUCAGUUUCCAAAAGAAAACGAGCCUUGAAUAUUGUUACUAGUGACACAGAGAUUGACGAUGAUGAUAAUGUUCCAAUUGGUAGACUCUGGAGGAUGCGUUGUGAGGAAGUGGUUUCUGACCAAACAAGCACCAAAGCCAAAGGUUGUCCAGUGGCUGCUAUCCCACCAGGGAUUGAUAAUGUCAGAAGUACUGUAACUCCGCGAAAACGGAGACUAGUAUCACUGAGACAAUCUGAAAGAAAAAGUGAGGUCAAAAAUUACUCUAAGAAGACCAGUGAAAAUGAAUGCUGCAAAGGAAUCACUAAAACUGAGGAUGUCGAAGCUGACAGUUCAGAAGCAUUUGGAUCAGAUAGUGAGAGUGAUAGUCUGAAUGGAUUUAUUGUUGAUGACUCUGCUAUCGCUGAUGGUGACAAUGGCUGUAGUGAGUCACAAGGUGGUUCUGAUUGCAACAAUGCUCAUAGUGGGUCAGAAGAUGUUUCAAGUGGCAGCAGUGCAUGCAGUGGCUCAAAAGAUGUUUCAGAUGAUGAAGUGGACUUUGAUGUGAUUCUCUCUCAACUUAAAAGGAACAAGGAUCAUAAAUCAGAUUGGAAGUUUGAGGGAGAGCUGCUUGCAGCCUUUGGCAAGGAUCUGGAACUGUGCAUGAAGGCUGUAUGUGCUCUCUACCGGCAGCAAACCUCAGGGGAGAAACUUUGGAAGUCAACGUUCUUACAAAAUCAGAGAGGUUUUAGUAAAUUUGAUGCCCACAGGGGCUGUACUUUGGCAGAGUUUUUAACUGAUGGUGAUCCACAAGGUGAUCUAAAGAAAUCUGUGAGGGAGUUGCAAGCAUAUGAUUCAAAUGCAGUUGAGCUGUGCAGGGAUUUGGCAACCCGCUAUUCUAAGCAGCUGUUUGAGAUCUACAACAGCAAAGAAGAUCCUUAUUUUCGGCCUUCAGGUUGCCCCGCAACAAAUUAAUUCAAAGAUGACUCAAAUUGAAAACCAGGGAAUGUUGUUUUUGGUAAUUUAUCCAUUCUCUGCAAGGUACGAACCCGGUAUCUUCUACUGUUGCAUGAACAUAUGUAAUAUAGCAAAGCACAUAACCAGCUUGCAUCAGCAACUUUUUGAAUGUCUGUGUGGAACAUAGGGCAUAUUAUAUAUAAUCUUAAUCUUGUAUUUAAUAGUAGGUUACAAGUUUUGGUUUCUGUUGUUUUUCGCCAACGACGUUGGCUAUAUGUUGAUAAACAUGUUAGAAGUCUCUGCAAGUAGGCAGCUACAUUUCAAUCAAAUAAUGAUGUGUUUAGCAU
Molecule: messenger RNA, 1958 nt
Organism: Theobroma umbraticum
Lineage: Eukaryota; Viridiplantae; Streptophyta; Magnoliopsida; Malvales; Malvaceae
Source: RefSeq, a predicted model, not a curated record